Messenger RNA from Pygocentrus nattereri (red-bellied piranha), 1236 nucleotides. RefSeq names its product Rac family small GTPase 2 (gene rac2). The record is from RefSeq and is a predicted model, not a curated record. Gene Ontology annotation, molecular function: GTPase activity; GTP binding. Bases 134 to 712 code for a protein of 192 amino acids. Gene Ontology annotation, biological process: small GTPase-mediated signal transduction. The transcript is spliced from 7 exons. Lineage: Eukaryota; Metazoa; Chordata; Actinopteri; Characiformes; Serrasalmidae.
GGAGGCAGAGAGACAGAGAGAGAGAGACACUGACAGCUUGUCUGCUCGCUGGUUUCCUGUACUGCACCUUUACUUUGCACACUGUAGUUUAACCGAAGCGCCUUUAAAGUUACUCCGAGUCGAGGUCAGAAAAAUGCAGGCUAUAAAGUGUGUCGUCGUGGGCGACGGGGCUGUGGGUAAAACAUGUUUGCUGAUCAGCUACACCACCAACGCCUUCCCCGGAGAAUACAUCCCCACAGUGUUUGAUAACUACUCGGCCAACGUGAUGGUGGACAGCAAGCCGGUCAACCUGGGGCUCUGGGAUACAGCUGGACAGGAGGAUUACGACAGGCUUCGGCCUCUGUCCUACCCACAGACGGAUGUGUUUCUCAUCUGUUUCUCUCUGGUGAGCCCGGCAUCGUUCGAGAACGUCAGAGCCAAGUGGUACCCAGAGGUAAGGCACCAUUGCCCCUCUACACCUAUCAUCCUGGUAGGUACAAAGCUUGAUCUGAGGGAUGAGAAGGAGACCAUUGAGAAGCUGAAAGAAAAGAAACUGGCUCCGAUCACCUACCCGCAGGGCCUGGCAUUGGCAAAAGAAAUAGAUGCAGUGAAGUACCUGGAGUGUUCAGCUCUCACUCAGCGCGGCCUGAAGACGGUGUUUGACGAGGCCAUCCGAGCUGUGCUCUGCCCGCAGCCCACCAAAGUCAAAAAGAAGGGCUGCAUUCUGCUGUGAGGAGGAACGGUUUUCAAUGACAGACAAGACGCCGUUAAAAUCUACAGAAUUUUUGUUUUAUUUCUCAAGAUGGUAAAAUAAGAAAAUACUGCUGGAGCUUUUGUCAAAAUACAAAUGCAUUUGUUUAUUUUUAACCUACUAUGAUGUUUUUAUUCAUAAAGCAAUAAUGCAUUUAAGAUGGUACAUAUGUUAUAUAAGUAUACAGAAGGUAUUUAAAAUGUAAUGUUGUUUAUUGAGCAGUACGUUGGGUGUGACCCAGUAGUGUGCUGUGGACAUUACUGUGGAUAAAAACACAGUUUUAAUUUCAUUUUAGUACAAAACGCGUGGGUGGAGUUCAGACUAGCCCAUUCCAGCACAAAGCCCAUUAUAAAGCUGUUCACUGUUUUUAGUUUUCUGCAGGAUCUGAUGAUAAAACUAAUAUUAGAGUCCAUCUGAUGUGCUUAGAUACUGUGGGGUGGGUAAACACAUAUAGUAAUAUAACUCAGGCUCUUUGGUGUGAAAAUAAACACCUUUACGAACAAGAA